CAGUUUGAUUUCGGUCAGCGGGCUUGCGACAGGUCUGCGCGGAGCGGAGCAUCACAAACAUUUGUCCUCCUGCUUUUGUUCGACGGGACAGAAAGCACCGCACUCGUCUUCGAUGAAGCGUGCAUGAAAACCGACCAGGCAAUGUCCACCAUGGUGUAUCCGCGCGAAGACGCCCUGGAGCGCCUGAGCCAGGAUGAGAUCGUCCUCAACACCAAGGCCGUCAUGCAGGGCCUGGAGACGCUGCGCGGCGAGCACGCCCAGCUCCUCAACUCGCUGCUGGACUGCACGCAGCCGCCCGUCGCCCAGGAGAAGUCCGGCCUGCUGCGCAAGAGUCUGGAGGCCAUCGAGCUGGGCCUGGGCGAGGCACAGGUGAUCGUGGCCCUGUCCAGCCACCUGAGCGCCGUGGAGUCGGAGAAGCAGAAGCUGCGCGCGCAGGUGCGCCGCCUCUGCCAGGAGAACCAGUGGCUGCGCGACGAGCUGGCGGGGACGCAGCACAAGCUGCAGCGCAGCGAGCAGAGCGUCGCGCAGCUGGAGGAGGAGAAGAAGCACCUGGAGUUCAUGAACCAGAUCAAGAAGUUCGACGACGACGUGUCGCCCUCGGAGGAGAAGAGCCAGGGCUCCGGAGGCGGCGGCGGCGGAGGGGGAGGGGACACUUCGAAGGACAGUCUGGACGACUUGUUCCCCAACGACGACGACCAAGGACCAGCCCAGCCCAGCGGAGAGGUGGCGGCCCAGCAGGGGGGCUACGAGAUCCCGGCGCGCCUCAGGACGCUGCACAACCUGGUGAUCCAGUACGCCUCGCAGGGGCGCUACGAGGUGGCCGUGCCGCUGUGCAAACAGGCCCUGGAGGACCUGGAGAAGACGUCGGGCCACGACCAUCCCGACGUGGCCACCAUGCUCAACAUCCUGGCCCUGGUGUACAGAGACCAGAACAAGUACAAAGAGGCGGCUCACCUCCUGAACGACGCGCUGGCCAUCAGGGAGAAGACGCUGGGGAAGGAUCACCCGGCCGUGGCUGCGACGCUCAACAACCUGGCCGUGCUCUACGGCAAGAGGGGCAAGUACAAAGAGGCUGAGCCGCUCUGCAAGAGGGCGCUGGAGAUCCGAGAGAAGGUGCUGGGGAAGUAUCACCCGGACGUCGCCAAGCAGCUGAACAACUUGGCCCUGCUGUGCCAGAACCAGGGCAAGUACGACGAGGUGGAGUACUACUACCUGCGAGCCCUGGUGAUCUACGAGUCCAAACUGGGAGCGGACGACCCCAACGUGGCCAAGACCAAAAAUAAUCUGGCCACGUGCUACCUGAAGCAGGGGAAGUUCAAAGACGCCGAGGCUUUGUACAAAGAUAUCCUGACCCGGGCUCACGAGAAGGAGUUUGGAUCCGUCAACAAUGACAACAAGCCGAUCUGGAUGCACGCAGAGGAGCGAGAGGAGAGCAAGGGUAAGCGUAAGGACUCGGGCCCGUAUGUGGAGUAUGGCAGCUGGUAUAAAGCCUGCAAGGUGGACAGCCCCACGGUGAACACGACCCUGAAAAGCUUGGGCGGUCUGUACCGUCGCCAGGGCAAACUGGAGGCGGCGGAAACGCUGGAGGAGUGCGCCAGCAAGUCACGUAAACAGGGAAUCGACGCCAUCAACCAGAGCAAAGUGGUGGAGCUGCUGAAGGACGGGGGGACCGGGGGGAGCGACAGGCGACACAGCAGGGAAGGAACGAACGGGCCGGGGGGACAGCGCGGGGAGAACGAGGGCGACGACUCGGCCGAGUGGAACGGGGACGGAAACGGGUCUCUGCGUCGCAGCGGCUCCUUCGGGAAGAUCCGCGACGCCCUGAGGAGGAGCAGCGAGAUGCUGGUGAAGAAGCUGCAGGGCAGCGGACCACAAGAACCUCGCAACCCAGGAAUGAAGAGAGCAAGUUCCCUCAACUUCCUCAACAAGAGCGCGGAGGAGACCACACAGGACGCCACCCCCGGACUGUCGGACUGCAGGGGACUGAGCUCCAGCAACGUGGACCUCACCAGACGCAGCUCCAUGAUUGGCUAGACAGCAGGGGCGAGGAGGAGAGGCCGCUUGCCGCUUGGUUUGAUCCGACAGACACGCGUUAGAGCUCGAGGCAGAUCAAACACUUUGCAAGCGUAUUUAUUUUUAGAGGAAAAACACUGGAGUAGAACAUCACCAUAACUUAAAAAACAUGAAUCCUGUUUCGCUGCUGCUGCUUCACUGUACAAAACGCCUGCUGCCACCGACCAGAACAGAGGAUAUUUAGAUACACAUUCAUGAGCAUGCUGCUUUCUAGAUGCGUCUGCUGCACCCGAACGCCUCGUGUUUUUGCCCAUAGCACCUUAGCAAAAGAGAAAGCAUCAUAUCCACGUUGUGACGAGUCCCGUUGACCUCGAUCUCCGCUCUGAAGGUCGCUCCGGUUUCCGUUCACAGAUCUGUAUUCCACCUGUAGCAUGAAAAGUAUUUCCUGAUGCUGAAACAGCCAUCGAACUGAAUAUCAAGACGGUACAAUCCGAGUUAGAUUUUCUUUUUAGGAAAACAAAGGUGUAAAAAAGAGAAUACAAGCAAUCUUUACAUAUUUUCAAAAACAGCACUAAUCAUUUAAACCUCACUAUUUGCCUUCUAGUUUAUUUUUUUUUUAUGUGUAUAUAUAGUUUUAAAUUAUUUGAUAUUUCCUUCUUUGUAUAUAGGGUAUAUGUGUUUUCUUUUUGUUUACACUGUAUUGGGUUGAAGACUGGAACAGAAGAGAGGGAAAUAUGAAAGGAAACAGAAAUUGGCAUUUAAUCAAUGAAAUGAAAUAUUGACCAAUUUUAGUACCUCAGACGCUACAAUCCACCGAUAUCGAGAAUAAGCUACCAUUGAGGUUUCAGUCCAAACUGACGCAACGCACUUUGACCAUGACAUGUACUGUACACUGAGCAGCCAUUUUGGAUCUACAGUUAAAUCUGUGAAAUCUGAAUCUGGUAAAAAAAAUUAUUUAUUUUUUUCCAAAUGAACUGUCUCGCUGCGUCAGUGGAUCGAUCUCGCAAGAAAUGGAAAUUGAGAGAAGAAGAAGAAACAAAAAAAAAGGGGGCGGGGCUGGAUAGUUCAUUUGAAAGUAAACUCACCAAUGGACACAAUCACUUUUCUCACGCUCCUCUAGAUACGACCUAUAUUUGGUACGAGAAGGAUUAAUCAAACCUAAUCAAUACUUUCUCCUCCCGCUAUUGAUUCAUUUUUAAUUAAGUCUGAAUGAUAAUGAAGGAAAAAUGUUGUGGAGGAGCGAUUCGAAAAUAUUUUGUUUACAAUCAUGACGGCAGGACAUUUAAGGCGUAAUCGACCCUCAUUCAAAUAUAUUUAUGGGUACCGAUAUUCAGCUGCAACAUGUUUACUGUCAUUCAUGACUUUUGUGUUGUUUUUUUCUUCCCUUUGUUUACUGUUGCUGGAUAAUUAUCAUUAUGUAAAAAAAACAAACAACAAUCCUCAGUGUUUCGUCGUCGAUGCCGACUGCGACCGGUUUCAUUGGUCGCAAACCAAAUCUGCCCGGUGACCAAACACCCUCUGCGAGUUUUUUUCUCGCGCCGGAGCCUUUUGUUGUUCUGUUUGUGCUGAAAACGGAUCAUUUGAAUGUUGAGUCUUAUGUCCAACCGCUGCGUUUAGCACUGGACCUUUCUGUGUGUCGUCUCUUUUGAGAUCAAACUCCACCAAAAAGAAACCUGUCCACAGAAUGUCGGGGGUCGUCGAGAGGUCAGACCCAAGACGACCCGAAUGUGAUUUCUCGAGAAAAAAAGCGUCGACGUUGUUGCGUUCGCACCUUCGUCACGAGCCUAAAUAAACCUCUUCACACUCAUCGCUCUUUUUAUUAUAUUUUUUGCUAGUUGAAUCUCAUCAGCCUCCGAUUGUGCUGAACGUGCAGGGGUUGGGACGCAGGUUAGCGGAUUGUCAUGAAGGACUGAAGGAAGUGGGUUUUUAAGCGGGAAGGAGGAGUCGGCGUUGAAAGAAAAGAAAAGGAAUGAAAAGUGCACCGGAAAGAAAUCGAGGGAGGAAGAAGUGCUUCGAGUGUCGUCGGCAGCAAAUAAUGUACAGAGUUCUCCGUGUGUGAUCUUUUUAUAUGUAUGUUUUACUGUAUGUCACGUUCAAACGCGCGUUAGAGUCGUGGAACAUUUCCUUUUAAUCCCACGCAGACACAAUCUCACCAUGUAAUGUGUAAAAAAUAAAGAAGAGUUGGUGGAACAAUUCUUUGUUAGUUAAAGAUCUCUAGGAACAAUAUAACACACGCACUGUAAUAUCAAUAAACCCUUUCGUGGUAUUAAUCGCUCAUUUAUUCACCUCGGUUUGUCGCAGGGUUAGUUUUCCCUCUGGGGAGAUGUUAUGAACAUUAAUAUUUAGCUCAGUGCAGUAGAUGAGAUGGGGAAAAUAUAAGUCAAUCUACCGCAGUUGUAUAUAUAUCUUCUCUUGAAUCUCUUGUCGCAGGAGGAUUUUGAUCCAAAGCUUCAAAGAUUUAAAAAAAAAAAAAAAAUCAUAUCUUGGUUUCGCUCGUGUCCAAAUAUUUAUGGCGACCGAUGCAUCUGCUCAGAGAUGUCGAGUAUGAGGCUCAUGUAUGUGGUUUUAUGUUUGGGGGGAGGGUGUGCCUAAUGUCUGCUCCUAUAUCGAUGACGAUGAUGUGAAGGGGCCAAUCUGAUGUGUUUUAUCAAAAGUUCAAUAAAUAAAUACAAAAUUCCACUUUUCAAAACGA
Molecule: messenger RNA, 4705 nt
Organism: Scophthalmus maximus (turbot)
Lineage: Eukaryota; Metazoa; Chordata; Actinopteri; Pleuronectiformes; Scophthalmidae
Gene: klc2
Product: kinesin light chain 2
Exons: 14
Coding region: 124-2034 (636 amino acids)
Biological process (GO): microtubule-based movement
Cellular component (GO): cytoplasm; kinesin complex; membrane-bounded organelle
Molecular function (GO): kinesin binding
Source: RefSeq, a predicted model, not a curated record